Molecule: messenger RNA, 568 nt
Organism: Alexandromys fortis (reed vole)
Lineage: Eukaryota; Metazoa; Chordata; Mammalia; Rodentia; Cricetidae
Product: small vasohibin-binding protein-like
Exons: 1
Coding region: 67-267 (66 amino acids)
Biological process (GO): negative regulation of protein ubiquitination; protein secretion
Cellular component (GO): apical part of cell
Source: RefSeq, a predicted model, not a curated record
GGGAGCUCGAGACCGGGAGCCCGAGACCGGGUCAGAGCUGACCAAACAGCACUCAGAAGCCAAGCCAUGGAUCCACCUGCCCAGAAAGAAAAAUCCAAAGUUAAAGAACCUGCCUUCAGCGUGGAGAAGGCUAAGCAGAAAUCUGCCCAAAAGGAGCUGAAGCAAAGACAAAGAGCAGAGAUCUACGCUCUCAACAGAGUCAUGACAGAGCUGGAGCAGCAGCAGUUUGAGGAGUUCUGUAAGCAAAUGCAGCCCCCUGGGGAGUGAGCCUACCUGCUUCCUAGUCUGAGGAACUGGAGCCUCUCGGAACUAUACAAGACUUGUGGAGAACUCUGCACUGAACUUCCUGUAGGUAACUUUCACCACACUGGUUCCUCCUCACAGAACUGGCCCAGUGCUUGCUGGGUAGACUUUUCAUCUGGGACAGCAGAUUUUUUUUUAAAGGGCCUUUUUAAGAAAAAGCAUUGUUUCUAGUGAAAUUGUGCAUCUUCCCUGAAAAUAAUAAAAUGCAAAAUGUUCAUUUGUUCUUUUUUUAAAUUUUUAUAUUUAUUUAUUUAUUUAUUAUGUA